Molecule: messenger RNA, 3759 nt
Organism: Macrosteles quadrilineatus (aster leafhopper)
Lineage: Eukaryota; Metazoa; Arthropoda; Insecta; Hemiptera; Cicadellidae
Product: oligopeptidase A
Exons: 16
Coding region: 144-2279 (711 amino acids)
Biological process (GO): peptide metabolic process; proteolysis
Molecular function (GO): metalloendopeptidase activity
Source: RefSeq, a predicted model, not a curated record
GAUCUGUGUAUCUGUCUACUGCCGGAUUUAGGUUAUAUCUACCUACUGUUAUGUAAAAUUAAUUGCUAUCAAGCCCAAGCUUACUAAAUAAAUAAUUUAUUUAUUAUCGUAACGAAAAGUAGUUAUUUUAAAGGGUUAUAAUCAUGUCAGUGUCAUUGUGUUGUCGAAGAUUUCCAAUUGCCAUGAAAACAAAAUUCAAAUUCUACUUACCCAAACGAAAUAAUGGCUAUGUUGUGUUGCUUCCUGAAAUCAAUCUCGACAUUCCAGAAAGUGCUGCACUCAUGAAGGACAAUAUGCCAGACUUCUCCAGCGAUGAAACGGAAAAAUAUGUGACAAUUGUUGGAAAAUCACUCCUUGACGUGGAACAUGGCAUUAGAAUGGUGGAACAAAAUGUUGAGACAGCUGGAUGUACUAAUCUUGUGAAGGAAGUAAUCGAACCGAUUGAAAAGAUCAGCGCCUCGCUAGACACUUCUUGGGGUAUUAUAAAGACUCUGUACCUUGCCAAAACCACGGUAAUGCCUUCAAGCACUUACGUCCCUUUGCACCAUCGUGCUCGCCGGGCAAGGUCUGCAAAGUUCUACAGCAAGGCUAUAUAUGAGGCUUGUAAGGAAUGUGACCAAUCCAAACUGACGGAAGAGGAGCAACGAGUCGUUGAUAAGUUCUUGUUGGAAGGAAGGUUGGCCGGACUGGACUUGGAAGAGAACAAACGUGAAGAGCUUGCUAACAUUUACAUCAAGAUGGCGGAGGCUCGAUCCAUGUACACUAAGAGAGUAGAGGUGUCUUCAAACAAAUUCAACACUACAAUACGAGACCCGAGCAUCACUAGGGAGAUGCCAGAUCAUUUACUCAGACUCAUGGCUGUAAAUAAAGAGGAGGUGGGCCAAGGUCCGUGGAAGGUGACGCUGGAGCCACAACUGGUGGAGACUUUCCUGGCAUAUUGUCCUGUCAGGGAGCUGAGGUGGAAUGUGUGGCAGGCUCAGACACGUAUAGCCUCGCAGAGUCUGGAGGACAAUGAGCUGCACAACAGUUCUACACUGGAGAAGAUCAGGAGUCUCAGGAGGGACGAAGCUAGACUGUUAGGCUACAAAACUUACGCACACAUCUCAAUGGAAACAAAGAUGGCUGGGUCAUUAGAGAAAGUUCAAGAAACGUUAGGAAAUAUGCUGCAAGUUGCAAAACCAGCAGCAGACAGAGAGAUUGCUGAUCUACAGAAGUUUGCUUGGGAGAGGGGCUUUGAAGGCAGCUUUCAACCUUGGGACAUCUCCUUCUGGGAACGGAAGCAGAAGAGGACACUGUACAACUUCCAGGAAGAGCAGCUGACGGAUUACUUUCCCUUUGACAAAGUGUGGGAAGGGCUGCUGUCUUUGUGUGAGAAAAUGUUUGACGUAAAGUUUGUAGAGAACAAGACUGUCAAUCGGUGGCAUCCGGAGGUUAGAUUCUUCUACAUCUACGAAGAAACCAACAAACCAGCGGCUGGCUUCUAUCUCGACCCUUACCUCAGGGAAGACAAGUUGAACUCGAGGCAGAGGGACGCAUACAUUGUGAACAUCACUCCUGCUGCUCGGAUACACAAGACACUACCGCUGUCCUCCCUCAUCAUGCACCUGGAUCCCCCAAUAUACGGCAAACCUGCAUUGCUCACCUGGCAUGACGUGCAGAUACUCUUCAAACAGUUUGGUCACGUACUGCAGCAGCUGCUGACCACAGUCACGUAUGCUGAGGUGGCCGGACAGUCCAAUGUGGAGUGGGAUGCUGUGGAAGUGGUCGGCAACGUGUUCGUACAUUGGUUGAAGGAGCCAGCAGUGUUGGAUAGCAUCUCGGGUCACUACGCCUCGGGAGAGAAGCUGCCUGCGCUGCCAUUGGCUGACAUAGACAGACACUUUGCUGGACACAGGCUGUGUGAGGAACUGUUCAAGGCACAUCUCGACCUGGAGAUGUUCACUACAAAGGACUUCUGGCAGGACAUUAUGAAGAAGCUGUGGCCGGCACAUUUUGUACUUCCCCAUGACAGAUGGAACUCACUACCAUGCAGUUUCAGUGAGAUAGUAACGGAACAAUGGAGUGCUGCUUACUUCAGUCACGUCUGGGCUCGAAUGGUGGCAGCCGAUGUGUACAGUGCCUUUACUGAGCCAGACGUUGACAAACACAACAUCGGAGAAAGGUUCAGAGACACGUACUUGGCGUUCGGUGGAAGUUGUCCCCCCGGAGAGGUGUUCCGAAGGUUUAGAGGUCGCGAUCCUUCACCAGAGGCGUUCCUCAAACACCUGGGUCUGCAUUGAAGAGAAAUCUUGCAAUGAUUGUCACCUACUGACUUCCAGGUUGUCUUUAUCUAGUCUGUUGAUGUUUUCACAACUAGUGAAUGAUUCUACAUGUUGAUAAAGAAGUUAAGUUCGUAGAAACCAGAAAAGUAAUAUUUUCUUUUUUCUAUGCAGUUAUGUUUAUUUAUUUGUUGUGUUGCAAUGGAACAUAUGUUUUCUCCAGUACACAUUUUGAAAAUAUUACUAAAUCUCCAAAAAAUUAGUUUUUUAGGUAUUGCUGGACCUAAGACAAAUACCAAAAGUUAAUCUCAAAAUAAAAACAUCUUACACAUACAAUUUUAGGCCAAAAUAUGUGUAGAGGCCUACUUAAAUUGUGCUAUAUCUUAAAUUGACCUCUGAAGGUUUUUUUAGCCAAAUUACAGCCCAAGUUUAGGGUUUAGUGUUCUAUAUAAUGUCGAAGUGGUGGCUUGAUGGCAUGUCUUGACUGAAAAUGAACCCUACAUUUAUUUUCUUAAUUUAAUUAUUUAUAAUUAAUAGUGUGCAUAUGUCAUGUAAAAUGGAGAAAGGUGCCCUCAACAUACUAGGGCGUACUAGUACUAUUUAGAAGCAUAACUUUUUAAGGCUUUCUAGGCUUUAAUGAUGCACAACUAUCAUUUCUGAAGCCUUAUUAAGAGCAUUACAUUAAUAGUAUAAUUCGUCACUUGAAAGAUAAACGGGCGUUGUAAUUAUGACGUCCUUUUGUUUUCCAAGCGUCAAAUUCAUCACUUAAGCUAUAAAUUUUAUAUUAAGCUUUAAAUUAAAUCAUAGACUCAUUUGAAACAUGCACCAAUAGAAAAAAACCACAAUUCUUAGCAUUAAUUUUCAAAGCUUUUAUGUUCAUGUUACAGUACUCUAAAUACAGUGUUCACAGUUUUUCAAAUAUGUGUUGACAAAUCUGACAACUUAAUCUCAAGUUGUUGCCAUCGAUGGCCUGUAGUUAACAUCCAAGAAUUUUGAAGGAUUUUUUGUAAUUUUGUAAUCAAAUUAUGUUUGUCUUAGUUCAAAAUGCAUUUCACAAAAAUUGACUUGUAAUUGUUUGUUGUUAAUACAAAAUUGAUCAAACUACUUGAUGAAUUUUAUUUUUUUAACAUUGAAAUCUUUAAAUGGAUUGGUUAAGCAGUGCCUUGUUUUAUCAUCAAGAGCCCAGAGUACUCUUUCAACAACAGCGCUGCGGUUGGAUUUGACAAAUAUUGGAACACACUGGACUACUUAAGUCCGUUUGUUUGAGGGAAAGUUCCCCCUACUACUCUUUUGCUUAUCCUAGGGUCCACGAGAGUCUGCUGUUGGCGGCAGCCAAUCACAAGACAGGGCUAGUGCGACGUUGCCACAUCGCCUGUUGACGACACUAAUUAAAAUAUACCAAACAAUAUUUUCAAAGCUGGUAUUAUUAUAUUUGGCAACAGCGCACAGUCCUCAUUGGUUCAUUCAAAGUCACGUGGUAAAAUAGGCUCCUCCCUUCUGC